This is a messenger RNA of Penicillium daleae, 531 nucleotides long. RefSeq names its product NOPCHAP1/New4 family protein. The coding region runs from base 1 to 531 and encodes 176 amino acids. The record is from RefSeq and is a predicted model, not a curated record. Gene Ontology annotation, biological process: box C/D snoRNP assembly. Lineage: Eukaryota; Fungi; Ascomycota; Eurotiomycetes; Eurotiales; Aspergillaceae. The transcript has 3 exons.
AUGAGAGCGACAGCCUCCAACCCAACAGAAGACCACUACGAACGGGGCGCGCUUGCUUCAGACGACGACCCAACAUCAUCUUCCGGCUCUUCAUCCUCAGAAAGUGAAAGCGAGGAGGAAUAUAGCGAAGAAGAAGAAGAUCAAGAGCUGCAUGGCGACCACGAUACCACGAUCCCCGCCCUCGCCCCCGCCCCGUCAAUGCCUCAUAUCGCUGGUCGUCCUAAGCCCAACAUACAUUCCAUGGAAGGAGGCUCAGACCUGUUGUCGCGCUUGGGCCAAGAUAUGGUUUUGGAUUCUGUCAACGACGAUGGCAAAGAUUAUAUUGAGAUGAAUCUCGGAUUAGGAGUCCUUGAGGAGAAACGUGGCGAGAAUGAUGAUUCAUCUAGUGCCGAUGAGGGUGAUGAUGAAGGCCCUGACGGAGACUCGCAGAUGUCCAAAGACAAGGGAGACUCGGACCUUCUUGGACAGCUCAUGGGCGGAAUCACUUCCAAGUCUACAGACAAACCGUCAAUUGAAGAGAUGGCGGACUAG